GUCUCGCGUUUUCCCACAAAAGGCAGAAUCCCUUCGUCCUUCUUUGGAAGCUUUUUUCAGUACAAGACACACAACGAGACGGGGAAUCUGAUGGCCUCACGUGACAAGAAACCGGCGAAGCCAUCGAGCAGCCGCACCGGCGGCAUACGCACGCUUUCGGAUCUGAACAGGAGGUCUGCUCCCGAUUCCGACAGCGACUCCGAUGGCCCCCAAGAGUACUACACCGGUGGGGAGAAAAGUGGCAUGCUUGUUCAAGAUCCUUCAAAGAAUAAUGAUGUAGAUGCAAUUUUCAAUCAAGCAAGGCAAUUGGGAGCUGUAGAAGGGCCUCUUGAAAAUCUUCAGCCAUCUUCAAGUUCAAGAAGCUUCACUGGAACUGGUAGAUUACUGUCAGGUGAAACUGUACCAUCUGCACCUCAGCAGCCUGAGGCUGUUACCCACAACAUAGUUUUCUGGUCAAAUGGUUUUACCAUAAAUGAUGGUCCUCUUAGGAGGCUGGAUGACCCCGAAAAUGCAUCUUUCCUGGAGAGCAUUAGAAAGUCAGAGUGUCCAAAAGAGCUUGAGCCUGCAGAUAGAAGGUCUCCUGUUCAUGUCAAUUUGAUAAGGAGGGAUGAGAAUUGCCCUGAACCAGAAAAGAGGCAUCAGGUUGCAUUUCAGGGGGUAGGAAGAACUCUUGGUAGCAGCAGCAACUCAACAGUUGCUGAACCCUCUGCAGCCUCCACUCUUAACACUGCUCCAACCGCUUCUGCAGGUCUUGUUGUUGAUGGAAAUUUACCAUCAACUUCAAUUCAGCUAAGGUUGGCUGAUGGGACUCGCAUGAUUGGCCACUUCAAUUUCCACCAUACUAUCAAUGACAUCCGUGCCUUCAUCAAUGCUGCUAGGCCUGGGACUGCAACAAAUUAUCAAUUGCAGCUGAUGGGAUUCCCCCCUAAACUCCUGACUGUUCCCACUCAAACCAUAGAGCAGGCAGGCCUUGCUAAUUCCGUUGUUAUCCAGAAACUCUAGCGAACAAGUUGCAUCAAAGUUAUCUGGCAUCUAGUUACUGCUUAGUCACUUAUUGUAUCUAAUGGAAAUAUUCCUAUCUACUUAAAAGACAUGAUUGUCGAUGCCCGAUAUACAUGAUGCAGGUUUUGAUUGCUGAUUAUGGUUAAAUUGGAAUCUUCUUCUGCAAUUUCUUUUCUUUUCUUAUUUCCACUGAAGUUUGUUUUCAUUUUUAACAUUAUCAUUCCAUUUUCCACAAAUCAAUGAUAUCGACUAUA
Rubroshorea leprosula is the source of this 1256-nucleotide messenger RNA. The record is from the annotation of a GenBank genome assembly. NCBI's taxonomy places the organism in Eukaryota, Viridiplantae, Streptophyta, Magnoliopsida, Malvales, Dipterocarpaceae.